This is a messenger RNA of Pseudoliparis swirei, 12056 nucleotides long. RefSeq names its product microtubule associated serine/threonine kinase family member 4 (gene mast4). The coding region runs from base 5202 to 11789 and encodes 2195 amino acids. The transcript has 27 exons. Gene Ontology annotation, biological process: intracellular signal transduction; peptidyl-serine phosphorylation. The record is from RefSeq and is a predicted model, not a curated record. Gene Ontology annotation, molecular function: magnesium ion binding; protein binding; ATP binding. Lineage: Eukaryota; Metazoa; Chordata; Actinopteri; Perciformes; Liparidae.
UGUUCCAGCCGUGUGCAACACUUUUUAGUGUCCCCUGGGGAAAAAAAACUUUUUAUAGAUAUUGUGCAUGUGACAUCAAAUUGAUGAUUUGGUUUCUGUGUCGUCAAGUUGGUGCGGAUGUUUUCUUCAUGCUGCGCAUGUGUUGGGUUGUCUGUGGCUCGGGGGGGGGGAGCGGGUAUCUCCCCUGGGUGCUCGACAGCCGCCCACUGCUCCUCAGUGCUUAGAGUUCAGAUCUCAUGUGGAAAUAGAAAUUCAGUUUACGUUUCAAGAAUGGUGAAGAUGUUUUUUUUAAAUUCACCUGUUGAGUCUCUUUGCAUGUGCCACCGUAUAAUAACGAUGAUGAAAUUCAUCUUUUAUAGCCAGGUGAAGGCUUAAUAGACUUCCUGGUUGUUCAUUUUGCUCUGAUUUGACACAUUUUAUGGCGGAAGGGAAAUAUUGACCUUUGACACCUUGCUGCUGUCGCUUGCACCUCACCAGAGGGGGCACCCAGUGUAAUAGAGGUGAGCAAUUACUAAUGGGCUGCAGUGAGAUCAUAAACUGCACCGGUUUAUAUUUAGAGUAGUCGUUAUGACCGGGGUCAGUAUGACCGGGGUCGGCCUUUUCCACCAACUCGUUAUCAAUCUUGGAGAUUUAUUAUUUCAAUUUCCACGGCCGCAAGAAAGAGUUGGGUUGCAACUUUUUUCGAUGUCGUUAUCUGUGGAGUUGUUUUUAUCGUGAGUCCCUCUGGCCCUAUUUAUAGGCUGACCUUAACAACUGGGAGUCUUUGGCUGGGUCCAAUAAAAGAAAUUGGCAACUCAAGGUGGACUCAUAUCGAGUUGUUGGGACAUUUUUGUGAGAUUCCGAGUUCUCGGCUCCGGCCGGCGUUGUUGUGCUGUCCAACGGCAUCAGCUGCUUCCCCGUGCAACGGGAUAUGAACGAGAAAUUGUUGACGGGAGGUUCUGUUACGUGGUCGUUUUACGGUUAUACUCAAUUCAACACAUGUUGUCAGCGACACCUUCAUGAAGUGCAGAUGAAGUUGUUGUUGUCAGAGGUUGGACAUUUACCUUUUUAUAUUUAUGAGUCAUUUUUUAUUUAGACACUAACUCUUUUUUUUCGAGUAUGACAAAUAUCUUGCUAUUACUGAAAUUAUCAGCCAAUGAACUUAAACUAGGCUGGUCACAAUAGUUAUUAUAUUCCACAUUUUAUGGAGCCUUACGUAACAUUGCCCGUUGUGUUCGUAUACAAAAGAAUGUCAACGAUAUUUCAGAAAAAAUAUUUAAAAAUAACAGCAAAUGUGUGUUAAUCGUCCUGUUUAAAUUUUUUUUAAAUGAAUGUUAUACAUUUUUAUUAAUUUGAUCAAUGUUAUUCAUUUUUAAUUUAUUUAAUUUAUUUCAUCUAUUUUAUUUGUAUUUUUAGGAAUUAAAAGUGAAUUGCUUUAACAAAGGUAUACUUGCAUAAUUAUACCCUCAUAUUAUCGAUGUAUCAGUGGUAUGCAACACCACUAAUCCUGAUGGGCCUCAUCCUCUUUAAAUAACCAAUGUUUCUCAUGUUUUAUGCAUUUAAAUCAAUCAGUUCACACUUUUCUCACAGGCUGAUUUGCCUCCACAGCAUCUCUUUCACCUUUUCAACAUUGUUGCUGCAGAUUUCAAAUGUCGCUGCACAAACCAAUACGGGUCCAUUGUUUAUGGAAUACAUGCUCAGUGAGGAAAGAGUCGCUUGUAGCAUAAUUAUUACCACAGAGCUUUGUCCCUUCAUUGUUUUGUAUUUGCAGCACACACUUUCUUUUCUGGUUCUUGUUGCACUGCCCCCUAGUGGCCACACAUGUCUUAAUGCAAGUUGAAUAAAAGCACUGAGAUACAGAUUUAUAUUUAGAAGCCUUAGAUGUUUACAAAAGAAACUUAAGUCCAGAUCCUGUAGCUCCAAACGGUUGAAGAUAAGAAUGAACAAUGAACAGAUAAUUAUUAUUGACCUGAUUUCAAACCAAUUCAAGCGGAACAAAAGCAGCGCCGUGCUGCGAGUCACGCAUCGUUAUUCACAGGUACAGGAGCAGUUGUGUAUUCUCAUGCAGAACCUGGCGAGUCGCCUUCCUUCAGAAGAAUCUGAUAACGCCGCUCGGCACGAUAAUUAUCACAAAUCAAAGUCAAAGUCAAAGUCAGUUUUAUUUGUCAAUUUUCCAUAUGUGCAAACAUACAGAAGAUCGAAAUUGCGUUUCUCUUCUGUCCAACAUAAAGUGAAUUGUGCAACAUAUAGACAACAUAGAGUGCAAAAAUAGUAAAAAACUUGUGAACAUAUAGACAACAUAAAGUGCAUAGACAACAUAAAGUGCAAAAAUAGUAAGAAACAUGUAAACAUAUAGACAACUUAAAUUGUGCUAGCAGCAUUCAGACAUGCGAGUCUGAAAGAGGACGGAGUGGGAGGAUGGGGAGAGAGUUCAGCUUCCUGACAGCCUGGUGGAUGAAGCUGUUGGACAGCCUGGUGGUGUGAGCCCGGAGGCUCCGGUAUCUCCUCCCAGAGGGCAGGAGGCUGAAGAGACCGUGUGAGGGGUGGCAGGGGUCACUCACAAUCGAGGUCGCUUUGCGGGUGAGGCGGGUGUUGUAUAUGUCCUGCAGGGAUGGGAGGGGGGGGAGUGAGGCACCCAUGAUCCUUCCAGCUGCCUUCACUAUGCGCUGCAGGGCGUUCCUGCUGUGGUCUGUGCAGCUUCCGCCCCACACAGUGAUGCAGUUGGUCAGGAUGCUCUCGAUGGUGCCGCGGUAGAAGGUGCACAUGAUGGAUGGGGGGCUCCCUGCUUUCUUCAGUUUCCGGAGGAAGUAGAGGCGCCUCUGUGCUUUCUUUGCCAGCGAUGUAGUGUUUGCUGUCCACGAGAGGUCCUCACUGAUUUCCACCCCCAGGAAUUUGGUGCUGCUGACCUGCUCAAUGUCCACACCGUUGAUGGUCAGUGGUGGGUGAUGGGUGUGGCCUUUCCGGAAGUCAACAACGAUCUCUUUGGUCUUGCUGUUGUUGAGCAGGAGGUUGUUGGCUCCGCACCACGUGGUCAGAAGGUUGACCUCCCUCCUGUAGAGGGUCUCGUCGUAAUCACACUUCCCUCUGGCACAUGCAGGACGAACUUAAAAGCUUAGCUUUCGUUACCCGUGUUUAAUCAACCGCCGGUAGCCAAAGCUGACGUUGUUUUUGUUUAUGGAAAAGUGUCACGUGAUGAACAAAAAGUUUUUCAAACUAAAACAGAAUUAUUCUUUUUAAACCUCUGUUUUAAGGACACGGAAGCACUAAUGUGGAUGCUAGGCGUAAAUGUAUCAAACGUUUUUUAAAUGAAAAGGUAUUGAUGUGGAUGCAGGGUUUGUACGGUCAUGGAAAACCUGGAAAAGUCAUGGAAUUUUAAAAUGGUCAUUUCCAGGCCUGGAGAAGUCAUGGAAAAAACUUAAAUCAUAAAAGUUUUGGGAAAAUCAUGGAAAUUUGUUAAAAUCACAUGUUCAUUUACACCGAGUUUGAAAUAAUUAAUAUAUUUUUUUAAAGAAAGACGCUCAAAAUAUAAGCCAGCGAUAGCUCUCAAUACGCAACAUUUUCUACAGUUUUCAUGUUUAUACUGAGAUUUUCGUUUGGUCAUGGAAAUUUGGUUUAAAGUCAUGGAAAAGUCCUGGAAAUCCAUUGGUCAAAAUGUGUAAGAACCCUGUGGAUGUCGCCUCAAGGUGAGUGUCGAUGUGUGAAGGCCUCUGUAUGAGGAGCGAGGCUGAUUUCAGGACAGAGUGGAGACUGUUUGCUCGUCGCCUCUGAUCGUACAUCCUGGUACGUUUUCUCAAGUUGUCGCAAUAUGCCCGCGACUUUUACAAAGAAGGUGCUGACAGGAGGUUCAAGGGUCAGAUGUUUCCGUUUCUUCCUUUUUUAAAAGCUCUGAUUCAAACAAUUUCGUUUCUCCUGAUUGAACUCACAAUGCAUGAUGGAAAAACGUAUCUGAGUAAAACAAACUGAGUGAAACUGUCUGAAAGUGACCGGACACCGUACGGGGCCACAUUGUGUAGCCGAAGUUUGCAGCUGAGUCUCGAGCGGCUUUGCUCGAGAUGCAUCUUCUUCUGCUUCCGGUUGCUGCCCCUCCCCCACUGGUUCGCUGGUUCAUGCCGUGUUCGGUGUCGUCUGCAAACAUGAUCAAAGUGAUAAAGAAUUCAUUGGCGUACCGGAUGAGUGAGUGAAGGUGUGAAGGAGUGAAGGAGUGAAGGAGUGAAGGAGUGAAGGAGUGAAGGAGUGAGGGAGGGAGUGAGGGAGUGAGGUAGGGAGUGCAGCAGCAACCGAGUGUUUGACUGACUCAGUACACACACUCCACAUUUUGCUAGGCAGCACUUUCGACAGUCAUGAUUCAUUGACAUCCGUCAUUGGUUAAUGUUUUAUUUUCUCCUCGCGAUGUUGAUGGAGCUUUCUGCAACGAUACAUGGGGAUGAAAUGCAUCAUGGGUGUUUUUUGUAAAAAAUUUUUUUUUACAAAUGAUACGCAGCAGCUUUUGAAUCCCCGCAGGGGCGAGGACCCUCUGCCGCGUCAUCGUGCUCCACGACUCCGGGGUUCAGUCUCUGAAGCUCGGCUCAUUCUCCCACUCGCCCGUCGGCUUUUUAAAUGUUACAAACGAACGCCACCGCAGGGAUGCAUGUUUUAGCUCUUCUCUAUACAUUUAUUCCCCCCCGAUUCUAUUGUACAACAAGGACCUGUAGCCAGGUGCGAGUGUGUUCCGUCUCACUGUGCACUUGACUGACGUGGAGUGACAGGUGGUGGUGCAUUAUGUUUUUCUUUUAGAAGAUGACAUCAUCCCCGUUGCACCGUGUUUAGCGUCCUGACGAGGUGACUGCGCCUCAAGGAGGGGGAAGACGAUAUGCAGAUUGAAUUUAUUGCUUUCAUUUCUGCUACGUAGCAAGUCACCAGCUGGUGGAGGUGGAAAAAAAGGGGGGGGGGGUAUAUGUGCAUGGGUUUUUUGAGGGAGCUGGUUUUAGAGGAGGGAAUUGUCUUGCCUCCGUGCCCUUCGCAGGCUACUCAGGAUCUUAUUUGACAGCUUCAAGGUGGGAACUAGAAAGACCAAAACCGUAGCCCCCUUUUCCUGUGCUUUCUUUUUUCUUUUUACCCCCUCCCUUUCUGUGGGGGGAGAGGAAAACCAAUCCGUCUCGUCGCACGGCGGUGGCUGCGUUUGGCUCUUUGUCAGUGCGGGAGGGCGGGAGGCAGGCAGGCAGACGGGCAGACGGGCAGAGUGAAUGCACGAUCAUGACCACAAUAGAGCCAACGAGCACAGUUCAACCAUGAAAGCCCAGCGGGAGAGGCUGAGAAUUCCGGGGCUGACGCUAGACCUGACUCCCCGAAGCUUGAGCCCCACUCCCACUAGCCCCUGCAGUCCUUGCAGCCCGCUGCACGCGUUUCAUUUUUGGAGCUGCAGGACGAGCAACAGAAAAAGCCUGAUCGGCAGCGGUCAGUCUUCAGGCUUACCGCGACCUCACUCCCCCCUCUCAUCUCUCACGGGAACGAGCCCUCAAGACAGUCCUAGAAACUUCUCUCCGGGCGCCUCUGCUCAUUUCUCUUUUGCACGAAGGACUGACGGUCGCCGCUGGUCGCUGGCCUCCCUUCCCUCCUCCGGAUAUGGAACCAACACGCCCAGCUCCACCGUCUCUUCAUCCUGUUCAUCACAGGAGAAGCUGCACCAGCUGCCCUUCCAGCCCACGCCCGACGAACUGCACUUCCUCUCCAAGCACUUCUGCACUGAGAGCAUCUCCGGGGAGGAGUGCCGCCGAGCGACGGCCAUGCGACCCCGCUCGCGCAGCCUCAGCCCUGGGAGAUCUCCAUUAUGUUACGACCAUGAGAUUAUCAUGAUGAACCACGUCUACAAGGAGCGGUUUCCCAAGGCCACGGCUCAGAUGGAGGAAAGGAUUCAGGACAUCAUCCGGAGCAACUCUCCAGAGAGCGUCCUCCCGUUGGCAGAUGGCGUGCUCGGCUUUGCCCACCACCAGAUAAUCGAGCUGGCCCGGGACUGUCUGGAGAAGAGCCGGCUGGGACUCGUCACCUCCAGCUACUUCUGCGAGCUCACCGAUAAGCUGGAGAGGCUCGUUCAAGAGUCCACAGAGCGCUCCGAAAGCGAGGAGGUCAACGUCAUCAGAUUGCUGGUGAAGAAGAUCCUCAUCAUCAUAGCCCGCCCCGCUCGACUGCUGGAAUGUCUGGAGUUUGACCCUGAGGAAUUUUACCACCUGUUGGAGGCGGCUGAAGGACACGCUAAAGAGGGCCAGGGCAUCAAAACGGACAUCCCUCGUUACAUCAUCAGCCAGCUGGGGCUCACCAGGGAUCCGCUGGAAGAAAUCGCUCAGAUGACCAGCUGCGACAGCGGCAUCGCAGAAACACCAGAAACGGACGACUCAUCUCAGAGCCUCAGCGCAGCGCUGCGGUCCCGGCGUAAACCCUGUGAAUUGGACUUUGAGAUGAUAAAACUCAUCAGCAAUGGUGCCUAUGGAGCCGUGUAUCUGGUGCGUCACAAGGAAAUGAAGCUACGCUUUGCCAUGAAAAAGAUCAACAAGCAGAACCUGAUUUUGAGGAACCAGAUCCAGCAGGCCUUCGUGGAGAGAGACAUCCUCACCUUUGCCGAGAACCCUUUCGUGGUGUCCAUGUACUGCUCGUUUGAGACCCGGCGGCACCUGUGCAUGGUCAUGGAGUAUGUUGAAGGUGGAGACUGCGCCACCCUUUUGAAGAACAUGGGUCCCCUGCCCUUGGAUAUGGCCAGGAUGUACUUCGCAGAGACGGUGCUGGCUCUGGAGUAUCUCCACAACUACGGCAUCGUCCACCGGGACCUCAAACCAGACAAUUUGCUGGUCACGUCAAUGGGACACAUCAAGCUGACAGAUUUCGGGUUGUCCAAAGUCGGGCUGAUGAACAUGACCACCAACCUGUACGAGGGACACAUAGAGAAAGACGCCAGGGAGUUCUCUGAUAAGCAGGUGUGUGGAACCCCGGAGUACAUCGCGCCCGAGGUGAUCCUGAGGCAAGGCUACGGGAAACCGGUGGACUGGUGGGCGAUGGGCAUCAUCCUCUACGAGUUCCUCGUGGGCUGCGUGCCUUUCUUCGGAGACACACCGGAGGAGCUGUUCGGACAGGUCAUCAGUGACGAGAUCAACUGGCCCGAUGGAGAGGAGGCCCCGCCUCCUGAUUCUCAAGAGCUCAUCGCCUUGCUCCUCCGACAGAAUCCUCUGGAAAGGAUGGGCGCAGGAGGAGCCGGCGAAGUGAAGCAGCAUCAGUUUUUCCACAACCUGGACUGGAACAGCCUGUUGAGGCAGAAGGCCGAGUUCAUCCCUCAGCUGGAGUCCGAAGACGACACCAGCUACUUCGACACUCGCUCUGAGCGAUACCAUCACCUGGAGACCGAGGAGGAGGACACGAACGACGAGGACUUCAACGUGGAGCUGCGGCAGUUCAACUCUUGUUCUCACAGAUUCUCCAAGGUGUACAGCAGCCUGGAUUUGUCCCGUGGGCACCUGGAGGAGAAGGGAGAGACUGAGGGGAAGAAGAGCGAGAGCCCGCUGACGGUGGACUCGCUCAGCUGGACGCCGGACUUUGCUGAAAUGCCCUCUCUGUCCCACUCGUCAGACUCCGAUAGAGCUAACCAAGGCCAGCGCUCCAACUUGUUGCCAAAGUUUGCCAUCUCGGCAGAGAGCGAAGGAGACGAGACCUCCGGCCUCGGUACCCCCAGCAAGACCUCCUUCUCCACAGGGGAGCUCCUGCUGGACGAGCCCGACGCUACGACUCCAGGCAGCACGCACAGCGGAGCCACGCUCUCUGGAAGUUUCUCAGAACAUCUGGACCAGUUGACACCCAGAGGUGACGAGGUGCAGAGCCCCGACAGCACCGGUCUCACCUCCGCAGACCGGAGCGCCCAGACCAACUCCCUGAGGCCGGAGAGCGCUGCAGAGAAGACCGGCGCCGUGGCGCUGAAAGUCCAAAAGUCUGUCUCCACCGGUGCCCUUUCCCUCACGAUCCCCACGGAUGUGUUCGGGGCGUCUCCGCUGGCCAGCCCUCUCUCCCCGCACUCCCUCUCCUCGGACCCGUCCUCGAGAGACUCCUCUCCGAGCCGAGACUCCUCCCUCUGCAACGCCGCCCCGCGGCAGCCCGUCGUCAUCCACAGCUCGGGGAAGAAGUUCGGCUUCACGCUGAGGGCCAUCCGGGUGUACGCGUGUGACGGCGACAUCUACACGGUCUACCACAUGGUCUGGAAUGUAGAAGACGGGGGGCCGGCACACAACGCAGGACUCAACGCCGGAGACCUCAUCACUCACGUGAACGGAGAAUCCGUCCACGGUCUCGUCCACACUGAGGUGGUGGAGCUCCUGAUCAAGAGUGGCAGUAAGGUGGCCAUCUCCACAACCCCGUUUGAAAAUACCUCGAUAAAAACCGGCCCGGCCCGGAGGAACAGCUACCGGAGCAAGAUGGUGAGAUGUGGCAAGAAGCCCAAGAAGGAGAAGACUCCAGAAAGGCGCCGCUCCCUUUUCCGACGUUUCGCCAUGCAGCCGUCGCCUCUCCUGCACACCAGCCGCAGUUUCUCCUCCCUCAACCAGUCUCUGUCAUCCGGUGGCAACUCGUCCCAGAGUAGCUCCCCCAGCUCCAGCGCCCCAAACUCCCCCGCCGGCUCCGGUCACAUACGUCCCAGCACCCUCCACGGCCUCGGGCCCAAACUGCCGGGCCAACGCCUCCGACAGGGGCGCCGCAAGUCCGCCGGCAGCAUUCCCCUCUCUCCGUUGGCUCGCACGCCCUCGCCCACCCCCCAGCCCACGUCUCCUCAGCGCUCCCCCUCCCCCCUUCUCGGCGGGCAUCCCGUUGCCAUCUCCAAGACGAGCCAAGCCUUCCCGGCCAAGAUCCAUUCCCCGCCCACGAUCGUCCGCCAAAUCGUGCGCCCCAAAAGCGCCGAGCCUCCCCGCUCGCCCCUUCUAAAACGCGUGCAGUCCGAGGAGAAGCUGUCCCCCUCGUACGCGGGGGAUAAGAAGCACCUGUGUGCCAGGAAGCACAGCCUGGAGGUGACCCAAGAGGAGGUGCAGGACGAGGAGCUGAGGCCCGGCGAGCGCGACUACGCCGUCUUGCAAAGUGUGGAGGAAACCGCCUGCGAGUCGCUGGCCUUCAGCCGCGUCCGCCCCGUCGAGCAGGGCUGCCUGAAGAGGCCCGUCGGCCGCAAGACGGGCCGCCAGGACUCCGCCGAGGAGCUGGAGAGGGAGAAGCUGAAGUCCAAGAUGGUGGCAAAGAGGCAGGACUGGUCCGAGAGGAGGGAGUCGCUGCAGAAGCAAGACGCCCUGCGGGAAGCCGACUCGCCGUCGCCCUCGUGUGGCGACGACGGUUUUCUCUCCGGCCCCCCGGAGGCCAAAGCUGCGAGCGCGACCCUUAAAGACGUGCUGUACAAGAAGCUCAGCGCGCGGGCCUCCGAGGGCAUCGGCGAAACACCCGGCGGCUGCUGUGAAAGUGACGGAGGCCUCCGGGCGACUCUCUGCUGGCCGGGGAAGGACAACGUGAAGCCCGACCGACUGGACUUCAAGGCCCCCAACAUGGAGUUCACCAGGAAGAGGCUGUCGUUCGAGGAGCGAGAAGACUGCAUGUGCCGCUUGUCCCCCGGCGUCCACGAGAACCUGCACUUCGGCUCCACCCGGUCCAAGAGCCUCCAGCUGGACGCGGCCCUGUGCCACGAGCACAUGAAGGCGGGGCCGGGAGGCGUCCACUCCGGCCCCGAGGGUCUGUCCCCGAAGCUUUUCUGUGGCAGGGGGGAGAGCGCGGUGGAGAAGCUCCAGCUCAUCUCCUCCGCGGAGUCUCCGCUCCGCAAGACGUCGUCCGAAUAUAAACUCGAGGGACGCCACGUCUCCUCGCUCAAACCCCUGGAGGGCACUCUGGACAUCGGGCUGCUCUCGGGGCCCCGAGUUUCCAAAACGGAAAGCUGCUUGUCCAAGACGGCGGAGAACGCGAGCGACGGCGUUUCUUUAAACCCUCCAAUUUGGCUCCAGACUCCCGCUGAGAGGCAGAUGACCGUCCCCCACGUGAAAACCGCAGACGAGCCGAAGAGCCCCCUGACCUGUUCCACAAGCCCCGAGGCGGUCUCUCCUCUAAACGGCAUCGUCGGCUCCAAAGAGCGGUCGGACGACGCGGCCGCGGAGAUGAGAAUGAGCCCGAGCGGCGAGAAAACACAAGACGGACGCGGCGAACCGCUGAAGGCUCAAACCGUCAAAGCGGAGGCGUCGAGCUUCGCGGGUAAACAAGAGAGCCGGGCGGCUCACGAGCACAGAGGCCCUCGGCACAGCUCCCACUUCCCCUGUGGGAAAACACCCUCCAUACGGGAAGUGAGCAACGAGGAUCAGGAGGACGACGCGGAGCAGGAGGAAGUCACGGGUUCGGAGGCCGCGGCUGCCAGAGCACCGCGAGGGGCAUCGCCGGAGCGGAGCGCAAACGGCGGUCUGGAGAGAGUCCAGCGGCCGAGCUCGAGCGCCGCGACCCCGGCGUCCGAGGCGAGCGCACAGAGCCGCUCUUUGUCCGCGCCGGUUCCGGAGAACGUGCUCUCGGCGCGGCAGCUGUUGAACAUCUGCUCCUCGAAUGCGGAUAGAAGCUGCGGUUUGAAACGGGACGGCGGGGACUGCGCCCGGAGGUCUGUCGGUGAGGAACCGGCCGACGGAGGAGCGGCGGGCAAAGUGUGUGUGGCGGUCACACGGGUGGAGGCAAACCCGAGGGUGGAGCAGAGGAGAGACGUCUCCAAAGUAAACGCGGUCGCCUCGUUGAGUCAUGUGACCCAGAACUGGAAUAGAAAGAGCGACGCCGUCGCCGCAGGAGAGAGGGAGGGACCCGCGUCGCCGAAGGCGAAGAGCGGAGUCGACCGGAAGGAUUCAGAGCCGGUGAAAACGUGUCCGGCUGAAGAAGCACAAGACAAACCGCCUGAUGGGGACGAGGCCGCGAGCGCACAACGCAAGUGUUCGUCCCCGGCGGCCGCGAGCGAAAAUGUUCCGGUGGCCAAAAGCAAGCGGAGGCCCGAGCCGCCGCCGCCCGGACCGCCCGGCGCCGUGAAGACGGAGGCCAAAGGCCCGGAAGGGAAAGCUCCCGGCGCGGCUCCGAAGGGGAGUCCCAAUCCACAGCAGAGAGAUCCGCCGACGGAACCCGCGCUCUGGACGUCCAACGUUCAGACGACCCCCGACCCCAGGUGGAACGACGGCCCGUCGCCUUCCAAGCGGGAGGAACCGGUCCAGCCGGCUCGUUCUCCGACCGCGGCCGAUACCAAGCGGAGAGAAACUCCGCCCAGAAGCUGCGGCGCGGCGGUGAAAGAAAACGACUGCGGGCCCAAACCUCUCUCUCCUAAAUCGUCGGCUCUGAGGUCGGCCGCCGCUCCGUCGCCGGUCCUCAAGCAAGAGGCCAAUCACAAAGACCCGGCGCCCAGAGGCCGGGCGCCGGCCUCGAGGAGCCAUCAAGGCUCCAGACCAAAAGAAGUCGCCGCGCCUCACCAGCUGCCAUCGGGCGUCUCCUCGCCGCCCGGCACGCCGCCGCCGGUGCUGCCGAAACCCGCGGCCAAAAGGGAACCGGCGAGCGGCGAGGCCGCCCCGGGCCGGAUGUCCGGCGCCGCGGCGCGGGAGAGUUCAGUCAAGGCGUCUUCCAGGGAAGGCGUCCGAGCCGAUGGCCGGACGCCCGACAAGCAGGCGGCGUGCGGCAAGAGGGAGCCGGCCGACAGGAAGAAGAAGGAGAGCGCCCCCGAGGUCACGGCGGCACAGAGAAGCGCUAAGAGGGACGCCGCGGCCAGAGCGCCCGCCGCCGACAGGAAGAAGGAGGCGCCCCGAAGCUCCGGCAACAAGAAGUAAAGAGGAGAAGAGGAGAAGAGAACCCACACGUGGGAUGAGAAAACCAUUUGUGCAAACAUCAUCAUCAUGUGCGUGUUUGUUUGUGUGUGUGUGUGUGUGUGCGUAGGUGUGUGUGUGUGUGUGUGUGUGGUCACAUUCAUAUGAAAGCACAUUUCAGUUUACUUUUCACAUCAGGUUGAAUGUUUGGACUUUUUUGGUUUCUGCUUUGUGCAAUCAGUGUGUCGGGGGGAGGAGCCUCACAGAGGUGUGUGUGUGUGUGUGUGUGUG